AAAAGAAAACUUAGUUGCAUAUUUGCAUAGCUUACCUUGUUGGGGUCUCUAACAGUUGAAGUUUGUUUGAGAAAGAGAGAAAAUGGUGAAUUUCGGGAAGAUUUGGACAAGGAAGACAUUGAUAGGUCUUGGACUCGGGCAGUUCCUCUCGCUUUUGAUCACUUCUACCAGUUUUUCUUCCUCUGAGCUUGCCAGAAGAGGUAUCGAUGCGCCAACAUCCCAGUCUUUUGCCAAUUACGUGCUCUUGGCGAUUGUCUACGGAAGCAUACUGAUCAAUAGAAAGAAAUGGCUAAAGGCAAAAUGGUACUAUUACUUUCUACUUUCUUUCGUUGAUGUCGAAGCCAAUUUUCUUGUGGUGAAGGCCUAUCAAUAUACAUCAAUAACAAGCAUCAUGAUGUUAGAUAGUUGGAUAAUCCCAUGUGUCAUGUUCCUCACUUGGGUUUUCUUAAAAACUAAAUAUCAAAUCAGAAAGUUUGCUGGCGUAGUAAUUUGUGUUGCUGCGACUAUUUUGGUUGUCUUUUCAGAUGUCCAUGAUAGUGGUCGGGCAGGAGGGAGUAACCCCAUUAAAGGAGAUUUCUUUGCGAUUGCUGGGUCUACACUUUAUGCAGUGAGUAAUGUUAGUGAGGAAUACUUAGUAAAAAGUGGCAGCAGAGUUGAGCUCAUGACAAUGUUAGGAUUCUUUGGCGCUCUUAUCAGUGCCUGUCAAAUAAGCAUACUUGAGCGUCAAGAACUCCGUUCUAUACAGUGGUCAUCCGGGGCGGUGCUUCCUCUUGUUGGGUUUUCUGCAGCAAUGUUUCUAUUUUACUCCUUAGUGCCAUUGUUGUUGAAGGUAUGCAUUAGAGUGGCAUAACUUUUAUCGCAUCUAAAAGGCUAGAAUUAUUCUCCCCCCUAGUACGUAGGAUUAUGUAUUGUCUUAGAUUAAAACUUGAGAUUAAUGAUGGGGAUUGGGUUCUGCAAUUGUAUAAACUCCUUUUCAUAGAUUGGUUUGUAUCAUCCUAAUUGAAUGCUUCAAUUAA
This is a messenger RNA of Nelumbo nucifera (sacred lotus), 1016 nucleotides long. RefSeq lists its product as uncharacterized. NCBI's taxonomy places the organism in Eukaryota, Viridiplantae, Streptophyta, Magnoliopsida, Proteales, Nelumbonaceae. Gene Ontology annotation, molecular function: transmembrane transporter activity. The record is from RefSeq and is a predicted model, not a curated record. Gene Ontology annotation, biological process: transmembrane transport. Gene Ontology annotation, cellular component: membrane.